This is a messenger RNA of Sesamum indicum (sesame), 609 nucleotides long. RefSeq lists its product as uncharacterized. NCBI's taxonomy places the organism in Eukaryota, Viridiplantae, Streptophyta, Magnoliopsida, Lamiales, Pedaliaceae. The record is from RefSeq and is a predicted model, not a curated record.
AUGGUUGAAGACCCCGAUAUCUUAAGGCUGCAACCGGGAGACAAUCCGGGAAUAAGCCUGGUCACCACAUUAUUUGAUGGGACGAACUUCCUUUCAUGGAGUCGCUUCGUGAAGCUGGGAUUAAUGGCGAAAAUGAAACUCUCCUUCAUCAACGGAGAGUAUAAAAAACCAGAGAAGAACGCCAGAGAAUUUGAACAAUGGAUAAGAACGGACUCAAUGGUCACUUCAUGGAUCCUGAAUUCCAUGAAAAGGGAAUUAGCAGAUUGCUUUAUGUACUCAAAUACAUCGAGAGAACUAUGGAAGCAAUUGGAAAACAGAUACGGCCAAAGUAAUGGGCCAAUGGAAUACCAGAUCAAGAAAGAGUUAGGCACUACAGUUCAAGGAACACUACCUCUGUCUGCAUACCUCGCCAAACUUACAAAGUUAUGGGAUGAACUAACUUGCAUUACCCCCACACCCAGCUGCACAUGUGGAAAUUGCACCUGUGGAGCCACAGCUGAAUCUGCAAAGAUCAAAGAAAACGACCAACUCAUUCAAUUUCUCAUGGGAUUGAAUGAGGCAUAUGACAGUGUGGAGAGCCCAAAUCUUGGUGAUGGAUCCAAGACCUGA